Messenger RNA from Drosophila biarmipes, 3648 nucleotides. It is a transcript of the gene wap, whose product is annotated as DDB1- and CUL4-associated factor 7. The record is from RefSeq and is a predicted model, not a curated record. Lineage: Eukaryota; Metazoa; Arthropoda; Insecta; Diptera; Drosophilidae. The transcript has 5 exons. The coding region runs from base 762 to 1793 and encodes 343 amino acids. Gene Ontology annotation, cellular component: nucleus. Gene Ontology annotation, molecular function: protein binding.
AGCUCUAGUUUUUGUGUGAAAAAUCUGGCGAAAGGAUUCUGUUAAAAGUUAUUCUGUUACCAACUCGAGCAACGCCUUUGACCGCCGGUGUGCCGCCCUAGCGAAUCGCGUUUGUCCAGUUGUUGCCAACGCAGUGGGUAAAGCUGUCGCCAUUUGCCAAUGCAAUUUGCUAAAUGCCGUACAAACGAAUUGUCGCGUCGCAUUACGUUUCAGUGUUGCCAACUUUUUCGGAGUGCCGGGAAUGAUUGAAUUCCUGGCCGCACAGACGCUUUGCAGCCGAUAUGUUCACGCCGUUGGACUGAUUCGCUCGCCCCGCUUAUUGGGCUCGUUCCGAAGAGUCUGAUUUGUGUUCUUCAGCCUCUAAUUUGGUCGCGAAAACGUCGAAACGCCGGCCGACUGACGGACUCCAGCCGGAAAACGGCCAAGCUGACAGCACUAUCAGAACAAAAAAUGAAGUGAACUUCAGGAAGAGGGAUAGCCACAGGAAAAGCAUAAAGAAAAGCUGGUAGAGUGUGCAAAUGACAGUGGCCAGCGAGCACCUUUAUUUCCCAUUCCAUGCCGUUCUGUUGAGUUGUCCGCUACUCUAAGUGGUCACUAUCAUCAUCAUCAUUACUACCGUCUACGGGUCGCUGUUUUUAGUCAACCACCCACCAGCGAAACGGCCCUAAGAACGCUCAAAAGCACCGGCUCAUCUUCGUCUUGAUCAUCUCCUUUGUCUGGGUAUCCCACCACACAGUUCAGAUCCUUUCCUGUCCACAGUUAUGUCAUCGACCGCCGGAAAGCGCAAGGAGAUCUAUAAGUAUCUCGCACCAUGGCCCCUGUACUCCAUGAACUGGAGCGUGCGGCCUGACAAGCGGUUCCGACUCGCACUUGGCAGCUUCAUCGAAGAGUACAACAACAAGGUGCAGAUCAUCAGCCUGGACGAGGACACAAGCGAAUUUAGUGCUAAGAGCACCUUUGAUCAUCCAUAUCCGACAACAAAGAUCAUGUGGAUACCGGACUCCAAGGGCGUCUAUCCGGAUCUAUUGGCCACCAGCGGUGACUAUUUGCGGGUAUGGCGCGCCGGCGAACCAGACACACGGCUGGAGUGCGUGCUAAAUAACAACAAGAACAGUGACUUCUGCGCCCCGCUCACCUCGUUCGAUUGGAACGAGGUGGAUCCAAAUCUGGUUGGCACCUCCUCAAUAGACACCACCUGCACCAUAUGGGGACUGGAGACCGGACAGCCGCACGCCCGCGUGUAUGUGGCGGGACACGUGAAGACGCAGCUGAUUGCCCACGACAAGGAGGUGUACGACAUCGCCUUUUCGCGGGCAGGCGGCGGUCGGGAUAUGUUUGCCUCUGUGGGAGCGGAUGGAUCGGUGCGCAUGUUCGACCUGCGCCAUUUGGAGCACUCAACCAUUAUCUAUGAGGAUCCUGCCCACACGGCGCUGCUGCGCUUGGCCUGGAACAAACAGGAUCCGAACUAUUUAGCCACCGUUGCCAUGGACUCGUGCGAAGUUAUAAUUUUAGAUGUUCGUGUUCCUUGUACACCCGUUGCAAGACUGAGCAAUCACAGAGCGUGCGUCAACGGUAUUGCGUGGGCGCCGCAUAGUUCCUGUCACAUCUGCACUGCCGGUGAUGAUCACCAAGCACUGAUCUGGGAUAUACAACAAAUGCCACGAGCAAUAGAGGAUCCAAUUUUAGCCUAUACAGCUGCCGAGGGCGAAGUCAAUCAGAUCCAGUGGGGCGCCACACAGCCCGACUGGAUAGCCAUUUGCUACAACAAAGCGUGCGAAAUUCUGCGGGUCUAAGAGUCAAUUUUUUGGUCUGGUCCCUGGCUAUAGCACCUGGUUGCAAUUGCUGAACAACGCACAGUCAACAGAAAACAGAACAUCAGAAAAACAUACACACCCCACAAAACACACACAUUUGCUGUUGGUGACUUGGAGGCGGAAAGAGUGAGCUUAAGUUGAAUCGGUUUUUUCAACACGCUUCUACCGUUUGUUUAGGGGGUGCACCCAAGUUUUGCCGGCAAGAAAAGAGUCAAUGGUAGCCCUUUUUUGGCUUAAUAUGGUCGCAGAAAACAAACUUUCGAUUUUUUGAAACCAAGACAUGAGCAAACCACGCUAUUUUUUUUGUACACCGCGAGAAAGGGCGGAAGAAUAAUUGAAGGCUUGCAGGACGGACUUUGAAGAGAGGGUGGCAUAUAAGGGAAAACGAAGGCGACGGAUUAUGUAUUCUAGAAUUAUUAGCUUAGUUGAUCAUAAAUGUAUGUUUGUCAUGUCUAUAAGGUGUAAGCAAAAUACGUAUUUCUAACUGUAGUUUAUUUCACACUUGACAAGACCGCCCAGCCCACGCAAGUCCGAAUCUAUUAGAUGCGCUUCAUUUAAUUUAAUUCUUGAUUACUUUCUUGAUUGUGCAAACCCGAGUAGAGUAGUAAGCAAAAGUAAACACAUAAAAACAAUGUCCUACCUCGUUUUUUCAACUACGAAUAUUGAUUGUUAACCAAGUUUUUGAGUCUGGCCAAAACAGCGAUGACAACAGCCACAGCAACACACAAAGAAAAGAAGGGGAAAUAAAGUAGACAGUAACAACGCUUUUUCGAAAUAUUUUUACUUUGUUCAAUUUUUGUAUGAGAACCAACAACGGGAAACCAACAAAAACAAGAUAUAAAGAAAAAACCAUGGACUUAAGCAAAUGCAAGCAAACAAAAUACGAAAUGAAUUAAAUAAAUAGGUGGAAAUACUUACAUAAAUAAAAGAGUAAAAGCAAACCGAAAAAAAAAAUGCACACAACACAGCUAGAUUAUAAACUACUUAAAGAUUCAAACUAAAAGCAAAACAAAUACCGAAAUAUAUGAGCGAGAGAGAAUACAAGAUUGUUGCUAUAUCCAUUUAAAAAGAAUCGAAACAGAAAUAAACUAUGAUCAUUUCAGAUAAGACAGGACUCUCCAUGAAUAAUCCCAACAACAUCACACACUUUCCACAGGACAAAACGACUUUUCAGAUAAAAUCGAAACAUUUUUUUUAUGUAUCUUGUAAUUUAUAGCAGUUUCACAACUUACUUAUAUAUAUAGAUAUGUAUACAAAAGCGAUAGAAGUACCGAUAAUCCCGAUGAUCAUGUUUUGUAAAUACAGCAUGAAGGCAACUUUUAAACAGCAAAUCAGCAGUCGGAAGCCGUGAAUCUUUUGAGCAAGACUUAGGUCCUGGUUUUGUAUAGCCAUUCAAGAGGACCAUAAAACCCCGAAUAAGUAUCCCCUUAAUGCAAACACUCUUCGUUUGCCACAGAAAGUUACAAAUCGAAACGAAUCGAAUGAAUCCCUUUUGUUAUUUUGUGUUUGCAACCGUAAUCAAAGACGUUUUCCCUGAUUUGGCACUCCCUCAAAACAAAAAUCUGAAAGAAAUUAGACUUUAUUUUCGUUUAUCCUCCUUUGUGAUCUUUAUUUUACCAUAUGGUUUGCGUUAUAAGGCAAUGUAACUACAUUUAUAUAUAUAUUGUAUAUGUACACACAAACACAAGCGCGUAUAUAUAGACAUCCGAUCGAGCUGAAGAGGUUACUAGGAAGCUAUUGAUUGAUCGAUAAAACCAAACAAAACGAAGGAUGGGGUUGGAGAAAACAAACCAAAACAGACAAAUAUUUAAAUAAACCAUUUUUAAAUAAUAAA